UGAAGACUCAUAAAAUAGUUGUGCAAUCGUGUCCUGUCAAGUGGUGAAAGGGCCACAGGUUCAGCCCUGAAACCAAAGUGAGAGAGAGAGAAAGAGAGAGCCAAUAUUAGGCCUGUUCUUUGUAGCUGCACUACUGAACUAGUGCAAUAAGUUAGAUUGUUUGAGCCAUGGAGGAAGCGAAGUUCGCUCAUGGAGAUAUAUUUAACCGAAUAGAACGUGCUUUUCCGAUAGGUAAAGGAAAGGUACAUUUAAUAUACAUCGAAGAUGUGUGUACAGAAGAGGAAGCUGAAGACAUAUUGGCGAAUAUACGAGCUUUGAACCUGGCACAUCUGGUUGAGGAUCUCGUUAUUCAUAAGAUAGAGCAGUAUAUUCGUUGGUGUGUGGCACCAACGUUCUGGAAGAAGUUUGAGAACACAGAGGACAGCCAACGUGGUUUUGAGUUAUUCAAGUCCGCUGUGGACGAUCUAUAUACCAGUCUUACAGAGUUCCUACCACUUUUGAAGAGAUUAGAGCAUUUAAAGCAAGACAAACACGACAAAGAUUUAACAAUCAUCAGCAAUAAUGUACAAGCUCAGUUCAAACUAAUCGUGAGAGCGACGUUAUUAAGCCAGUUACCUCUUUUUCAUGAAUGCAUUGUGGAACAUUUCUACAAGAUUGCUUUCAAUGUAUUUUGCAACACGGAUAACUUGUCACAAACAGACAAUGAGGUGUUAUCGCUCAACGAGGUACAAUGUACAGGAUGUAGCCAGGAGCUAGAGAAAUGCCAAUGCCAGAUGAUAGUUUAUAUGUUCCACGAGACGAACAGGAAACUGAUUGAGCUGGAGUUGCUGGAAAGACUUGUAGGAAAUGUGCUUACGACAUUAAUUCACAUCCGUAUUGAAAAUCAUGUGAUUCAGUCCUGCGACAAGACCUUCGACGUGUCUCAACUAAUUCCGUUGGAAAACUGGCUUGAAAUAGUCGUCAUGAGCUGGUUGAUGCGUAUCUAUUCCGGCGGUUUCUCGAAAACAGUAGCACUCAGCGACGACGUUCGCAACGCCUUAAACACGUUCAAGCGAAAGUUGUCUCACUUCCUGUAUGAGACUUACAUCAAGAUCAGGGUUGAUCAUCUCUUUAGCAUAAUAAUAGAGUACCCGGAGUCGCAAGCCGCGGUGGAGGAUCUUCGCAUUUGCCUGGAACGGACCGAUUUACGUAGAUUUCUUGUCAGCACUCUGCAGGAGGCGAUCAAGACACGAUUGUUGCACCCCGGUGUAAAUACGCCCGACAUAGUGACCGCAUAUAUCGCCGCGAUUAAGGCGCUCAAGCACCUGGAUUCGACUGGAGUUCUUUUGGAGACCGUGACGGAGCCUGUCAAGACUUACUUAAAGAGUCGAGAGGACACCGUACGCUCCGUGGUCAACAGCUUACUUGACGACUCGCCUAGUGAAUUGGCCGACGAAUUGGCGAAGGGUGAGUGCCUGCAACUAGACGACGGUUCUGUGGACGACGAGACCGAGGAUUGGGAGAAGUGGAUGCCUGAUCCAGUGGAUGCCGAUCCUGGUAAAUCGACUCAACGCAAAGAUGUCGACAUAAUCUCGUCGUUGGUAAAUGUUUACGGCAGCCAAGAUCUGUUCGUCAACGAGUACCGCACGCUCCUCGCGGACAGACUAUUGUCACAACUGAAUUAUCAUACGGAGCGCGAGAUUCGUCAUUUGGAGCUGCUGAAAAGACGCUUCGGGGAGAAUCAGCUGCACUACUGCGAAGUCAUGUUGAAGGACGUGUACGACUCUAAGAGGAUAGACGGCAACAUCCACUCCGACACCAGCUACAACCUGCAACGCGAGCACUUCCCUACGUCAGCGCUUAUACUCUCCGCGCAAUUCUGGCCGCCGUUCAAAGAAGACUGGAAGCUGGAAUUGCCUAGCAUCGUGCAGGACCAACUGAACAAGUACGUGAAGGCAUUCGAGGCGUUGAAAGGUAAUCGAACGCUCUGUUGGAAGCCACACUUGGGCAACGUUAACUUGGAGAUCGAACUGAAAGGCAAGAAACUGGACAUAAACGUCACGCCGGUUCACGCGACCAUUAUCUUGCACUACCAAGACAAAAAUGAAUGGGCUCUGGAGGAUCUAGCGGAGGUGAUGCACGCACCACCGACCGUCCUGCGACGCAAGAUGGCUUUCUGGGUGUCGCAAGGUCUGCUGAAGGAGACCACGAAUGACGUGUAUGUGCUGCAGGAGGAGAACACAUACAUGAGUCGCUUGCCGGCGGACAUUGUCGAGGAGGAGGAGAUCGAGAGCGCGAUGGCCUCGGCUAGCGAUCAACGGGAAGAGGAGCUGCAGGUAUUCUGGUCGUACAUCGUCGGGAUGCUGACGAAUCUAGACUCGAUGCCGCUCGAAAGGAUUCACCAGAUGUUGAAAAUGUUCGCAUCGCAGGGACCGGGUACUGUGGAAUGUGGCUUGCCUGAAUUGAAGCACUUUCUUGAUAGGAAAGUCCGCGAGCAUCAGUUAUUAUUUACCGGCGGCCUGUACAGACUACCAAAGUCGAUAAUGUGAGAAAUUCACACGUUUCAUGAUGAUCGAUUUUUCGUUGAGCAUUUCAUAGUUACAGCUGAUAACAGUCGACAUGUAAGUCGAAAAAUAACUUGUAAAUAAUAAUAACUUGUAGUGAAAGUGAAGUACACAGUGAAGUGUGAUUGAUCAGUCAUUAUUUAAGUGAUAGUCAUUAAGCGAGAUCUGAUCUUUUGUACAAAGAGCAAUAUUCUUUUUCUCUAUAAUAAAAUUGAUACAAAUCGAA
Molecule: messenger RNA, 2769 nt
Organism: Odontomachus brunneus
Lineage: Eukaryota; Metazoa; Arthropoda; Insecta; Hymenoptera; Formicidae
Gene: morula
Product: anaphase-promoting complex subunit 2
Exons: 9
Coding region: 168-2528 (786 amino acids)
Biological process (GO): ubiquitin-dependent protein catabolic process
Cellular component (GO): anaphase-promoting complex
Molecular function (GO): ubiquitin protein ligase binding
Source: RefSeq, a predicted model, not a curated record